CUUAAGAAACCAAGAUUUUUUAAUAAGGCAGUGCAGAAGUCCAUUAUACACGAAAUGGUAUACAGUACUAGUGGACAGAGGCCAGUAAAAUGGGGCUUGUUGGUAACAUGUAUCUUUGCCAUAGUGGUUAAAGCUUCUCAAUAUUGUUCGGAAGACAGGCUCACUGUGUAUAGGGUGUCACUGGUCACAGAGUGGUCAGAAGAAAAGUUCCCGAAACAGUAUCCCCAGUGGAGACCUCACGCCCAGUGGUCGAAAACCUUGGGUCGCUCUCACAACGACAGCUACAAGCUAUGGAGACUUGGAGAAGUAGCGACUGACGGCAUCAAGUUGUUUGCAGAAAGAGGAAACUCAGAGAUCCUAGACCAGUUUUCUCAAGGUGAAGGCGGGGUUUUUGACGUAUUCUCUGCUCCUCCAAUAAACAGUGGAGUUGGUCGGACUGAAGCAGAGUUCUUUGUUGAUGGUAACCAUUCAAAGGUAUCCCUGAUAGCUCGAAUCAUUCCAAGCCCUGACUGGUUCAUUGGAGUGGACAGUUUUGAGUUAUGUGUGAAUGGCAAGUGGGUAGACACCAUUAUAUUGGAUGUCGAUCCUUUAGACGCUGGAACCGACAACGGAUUUACUUUCACUGCUCCAAACUGGCAGACAGAACCCAGAAACAAAAUUUCUCAAAUCACUGCCCACCAUCCCAGUCAUCCAGCUAAUUCUUUCUACUACCCUAACCUGAGGAAACUCCCUAUAAUUGCUUACUUCCAAUUCACGAAAACAAAAAUUUAUGAAUUAAGUGAAGUGUUUUCUCAUGUGAAGGAUCAAAUCAUUGCUGAAGAGGAAGAAGAAGAAUCAGAGGAAAAGAAACUGGAGGAAGAAGUUGUUAUAAUGGAAGCCAACACCGUCGGUUAUGAAGGGACCGUUAGCGGUCUUAGGAUCAAAAUCAUCAAAAAUGAUGAAGCAACAGAACAUUCAGCAAGAAGUCAAACUAAAAGACUGAGAGAAUUGUUGAAGCAGAGAAGAAGUGGUUUCCGAAUUCGUUCCGCAUCACACCAUUCAGCACAUCGUCGACCUCGUCCAUGCAAGGUCAGCGACUGGUCAGAAUGGUCAUCAUGUAGUGAAACCUGUGGUUUUGGUAAAUCCACCCGAACGAGAAGAGUAAUCAGACACGCCAAGCGUGGAGGAUCUCCUUGUCCACUCUUACAAGAAACGCGAUGGUGUCGGGGAACUGGAAACUGUCGUUUGGAAAAUAAAAGAUACUUCUUUUGGUGAAAACAAAACAAAGAAAAAAGAUAUUUAGCUUACCAUCACACAAUUGAUAUUUUCCCGAAGAGCUAACUACAUUAAUUUUUGGCCUCAGCUUGUGAAUCAAAAUACUCUCUCUCUUUUUUUUUUGUACAGAAACUACGUAUAAAACAAAAGUUAGCAUUUUUUUGCGCAUGGUAACGAGACUAUUCUUAAUUUUGAAAAUUGUGGUAAAUUUUCUAAGAUCACAUUUAAGUAACUUGCUAAACUAAUACAAUACCAGCAUACAUUUAAGGAUCGCUGUUCCACAAAUUAUAAAAUCUCGUUAAUUAGUAUAGGUAUAACUAUGACAAAUAAGAGUUUCUAAAGCAUGUUUUAACCUUUUUUUAAGACGUUCAGAUUAAACUAAUGCUGUCCAGAUAUUUUAUUAUAAUAAAAAUAUAUAUGAAUCACUUUAAAAACUAUUAAGUGUAUCUAUUAGGUUAAUUUAGUUUUGAUGCUACUUUAAAAUAUUAUAGUAAGUUGUACGUUUCUCUUAAAAACAAUAUAAUAAUUGUGUUGAAAAAAUGGACAUAUUGACUUGGAUGUAUAUAGUUUUGUUUGAACGAAUCUUACAGUCGUUUGAUUUGGAAACUAAAGUUUAGUAUGUAUUUAUCCUUUCAGUAAUCCUGCCCACUGCUUAUCUGUCCAGCUGUUUAUGGACUUCAGUUGUAUCGAUUUUAUGAAAUGCAUGUAUAAAUUGCGUUUUUAUGGUAUUCCUUUAUGGCGCAAACGUUUAUAGUGAUCUUCGUGUCAUUUUAAUAAUGCUUUAGCGGUUCCUAAUUUAAGGGUUUUAUUGC
Limulus polyphemus (Atlantic horseshoe crab) is the source of this 2066-nucleotide messenger RNA. RefSeq names its product spondin-2-like (gene mspo). The transcript is spliced from 4 exons. The coding region runs from base 55 to 1254 and encodes 399 amino acids. NCBI's taxonomy places the organism in Eukaryota, Metazoa, Arthropoda, Merostomata, Xiphosura, Limulidae. The record is from RefSeq and is a predicted model, not a curated record.